UUGGCGGUUCAUUCCACUGUGGCAACCUCUGAUCAAUAAGGAUAGAAGAAAAUGUUAUACUUGUUAUAUCUGUCAUGAGGCAUAUUACAUUUGAUUUUUAAGCUUAAGUGUAUUUUAAUAACUUAUAAGUGCAUAAUGGACAGUAUUUCACCUCACGUAAUUGAGUUACAUGGACUUUUUUCUACAUUAGCGAUUUUUUUGGCUUUAGUAGUAUUUAAUUUGGGGCGUUUUUGAUUAUCGUCCAAUUGCGCCCGCCUUAGCGUGAUGACGUCAGCACUGACGCGUUCAUUCCGCGUCGAGUCUUCAGAGCUGAGGUGAGUCGUUGACGCUUUUUCUCGUGUUUACACAACAAUAAAACACACUUUACAGUUUAUUAAAGCGACAAUCUGCGACUAGUUUCUGCAUUGAGUUCACCUCUAUCUGUGUGUCUGCUGACCACAACAAUACAGCAGGCGGAGAGCAGCUCUGAGAGGACAAUAUGAGUGAAUGUGUUUGUGUUUUUGGGACUCUGCCGCCAUCAGUGAAAGACAAAGACAGAGUUUAUUAAAGGACAGUGAGAAGAUGAGUGAUCCAGAACCCUGCAGAAUUAAACAGGAAGAGACUGAAGAACUAAUAGGUGUGAUGGUGAAGGAGGAGAGUGAAGAACUGAGUGAAGACGAGGAGAAACAUCAUGUCAAAAGUGAAAGCGAAACUCAAUCAAAGACAGAACAACUUCUUGUAAUGGACAGAACAGCCGUGAACUGUUUCACCUGCACUCAGUGUGGAAAGAGUUUCAGGUGCAAAAACAAUCUCAAGCGUCACAUGAGGAUCCACACUGGAGAGAAACCGUAUCACUGCACUGAUUGUGGGAAGAGUUUCACGCGAUUAUCGUCGCUACGAUUACACAAAAAGCACAUUCACAACCUGAUUGUGGAGGAGGAGAAGAGUGAAGACAUGAAGGUCCACCACAGUGUGGAUACAAAAAAUCAGCAAAAUUCAUGCUAUUUAUGUGGAAGGAGUUUCACAAACAAACAAAGUUUAAAGUGUCAUGAGAGGACUCACACUGGAGAGAAACCGUACAGCUGUUCACUAUGCGGCAGGAGAUUUAGUAUGUUAAAUAACCUUAAGACACAUGAGAGGAUUCACACUGGAGAGAAACCAUACAGCUGUUCACUAUGCGGCAAGAGGUUUACUAUGUUAAAUAACCUAAAAAGGCACAAGUUGAUUCACACUGGAGAGAAACCGUACACAUGUACUGAGUGUGGGAAGAGUUUCAGAGACUCGUCAAACCUUAAUCUACACAUGAAGUUUCACACUGGAGAGAAGCUACACAAAUGUGACCAAUGCGGAAGAUUGUAUUCAAGACCUUCAGAUCUGAAGAAACAUCUUCGAGUUCAUACAAAGGAGAAGCCGUAUUUAUGUUCCGUGUGUGGAAAGAGCUUUUCAAGGCAGUCAAGUUUAAGAAGACAUCAGCAGAUCCACACUGGAGUGAGAGAGUAUAUGUGCGUUGAGUGUGGGAAGAGUUUUAUUACUGCUCAACAUUUGAAACGGCACCAGAUGACGCACACUGGAGAGAAACCGUACAAGUGUUCACACUGCGACAACACAUUCAGACAUUCAGGACAUCUGAAAAUACACGAGAGGACCCACACUGAAGAGAAACCAUUCACAUGUACUCAGUGUGGGAAGAGUUUCAUACAGUUAUCACACGUCAAUCAACACAUGAGGAUCCACACCGGGGAGAAGCCACACCAAUGUGAUCAAUGCAGCAAAGCGUUUUUGAGUAGUUCAGAGUUGAGAAAGCACCUCAGAGUUCAUACAAAUGAGAAGCCUUAUUCAUGUUCUGUGUGUGGGAAGAGUUUUACAUGGCAGUCAAGUUUAAGACUACACGAGAAGAUCCACACUGGUGUGAGAGAGUAUGUGUGCAUUGAGUGUGGGAAGACUUUUGUUAGAGCUGGGGACUUCAAACGACACCAGGGGAUUCACACUAGAGAGAAACUAAAGUCUCUUUAAAAGAAAGUCUGUUCAUUUGGCUGCCAAAUUUUUCAAAGCCUCGAGCAGUUCCUCCAAGACCAAAGUCCUAUCUCAUGCCCUGUCCACACGACCACGGGUGUUUUUAAAUCUGCACUUCUUUUCUUUGUGGUUUCACUGUUUGUCCACACAAAAAACAGAGUAUUGAGUGAGCGACACCAAAACUUUCUGAAAUCUCUGGCUUGGGUAAGGUAGAGUGUGGUCUUGUGGACACAACACCUAGAGUUUUCACCUCAUGAGGUCCGACAUGGCUGGGUUCACACUAAAUGUAGAAGACAGGAAUGCAUUGAUUGCAUUGACUUCAGCGUGAUUUACUAAUGAAAAUACAUAGGCAGUUUCUCUAUUCCAAGAAUGCAGAGAACAGACUAGCGUUCUUGUGAAGACUGUUCUUGCCAGGUCACCUCGGAAGAACGAACUCUCGAGACCGCGAGAACAGAGAAUUUGUCUUAUGAAAGAUGAGAUGCUGUGUUCUUCCUGAUGGUCACAUGACCUUAAUUUGUUUUAUUAUUUAAACAUUACAGCAUUCAUACAACGAUUUAAUGUUUUCCCUCUUUUCAAUAAAUAUAACACGCACACAAAAACCUCGUUGGAAGUUGGUGCAGAGGGUUGUCGCCGACAAAAGUGAGGGGGGCGGAGGUGUCGAGGACGAAAGUGAGGGGGUGAAGGUGUCACAGACAAAAAUGAAGAGGGUUGUGGACUGGCUAAAGAAAGUGAGAGUCAACAGCGGACAGGGGAGGAGGCCGGUUGAGGAGGGGGAUUGGUAAACUGAGGUGCCGGAUCCGGCGUGUUUCGGCACAAAUUAAGCCCUGGUUAUAUCUGUGAACUUUAAAAAUAAAUCUAUAUAAAA
Molecule: messenger RNA, 2857 nt
Organism: Danio rerio (zebrafish)
Lineage: Eukaryota; Metazoa; Chordata; Actinopteri; Cypriniformes; Danionidae
Source: RefSeq, a predicted model, not a curated record